AUGGCCCGCACCCGCUGGCAAACGGGCAACUCCAAGCCGCGCAUCUUCGACACAGUCAACACCGCUUCCGUCAAAAAGCGCAGGAAGACCACCAAGAAGGAGAGGGCCCGUAGUGAGGACGGUCCCGUCCCCGAGGUGCAUCUGUUGGACAAGAAGCUCCCAUGCCCUUACUGCGACAAGACUUAUCGUAAAGUCGAUUAUCUCGUAGGGUCAGCGUCGCCCGAGACGAACCUCACCGAUGCACAGUCUACCGACAUGGACGUUCAAAUGUAUACCGACAAUGGUGCAUCCCCCCUAUCCGCAACCGGCCAUCCGCAACCCGAUUUGUCUUCCUCCACGGCUCCCUUUGUCGCCACGGAGAUAGGCAACCUACCUGACUUCGACAGCCUGGCACCAUAUCAUCCGCAGAACAGGGCCUGCGUCGACGGAAGAGCGGCCAACGUAGCUGCUGACUUUCCCAAGCAGACAAAGUUUAACCCAUACUCCUUCAUGCCGAUAUCCUAUGACGAGCUCGGCCACGACAAUGUCGCAGCGCUAGCGAAUCGUGAUGGGGAACUGUACCGCCGCGACCAACCUGUGCGCGUGCUGCGCGUCUUGUUAAAGGAGGGAAGUCCAGGGGGACAGCACCCGGCCUACGCGGCCCCACGUGCUCCGCUGCCCUGGGUCGUCGCCAACGGUAAACAACGGGUGGGGCUACCUCCCGCCAGCUGGCCCCACAUGUCCAGUCCUCCGUCAGAGCUGGACGCCCUGGACGAGUCGGCGAGCCCAGCACACUGA
Molecule: messenger RNA, 777 nt
Organism: Verticillium nonalfalfae
Lineage: Eukaryota; Fungi; Ascomycota; Sordariomycetes; Glomerellales; Plectosphaerellaceae
Exons: 6
Coding region: 1-777 (258 amino acids)
Source: RefSeq, a predicted model, not a curated record